CACAUAUUCCCAAACCAGGAAGUAGACCUUCGACAAACGCAAUUAUUAGAUGGUUAUAAUUUCAUAGCGUGCGGAGGGAAGUGAACUGCAUUGUCCAAAUAUGUUGUUUAUUUUGGUUGUCGCGGGGUUGUGGAGCCACGCCGGAGCGUUAGAAAACGGUUUGGCGAGGACGCCGACGAUGGGCUGGCUACACUGGGAAAGGUUCAUGUGCAACAUCGACUGUGAAAAAGACCCGGAUAAUUGCAUUAGUGAGCGACUUUUCAUGCGGAUGGCGGAUGUGAUGGUGGAAGAGGGUUGGAGAGAGGCCGGAUAUCAGUACAUUUGCAUCGACGACUGCUGGAUGCAUCCCAGUCGGGACGAACAGGGCCGCCUGCAAGCAGACCCCGCCAGAUUCCCUGGCGGCAUCAAGAAACUGGCCGACUACGUGCACUCCAAGGGUCUGAAGUUGGGCAUUUAUGCAGAUGUUGGCAAAAGUACCUGUGAAGGAUACCCAGGCAGUCUGGGUCACUAUGACACCGACGCUCAGACUUUUGCAGAGUGGGAAGUGGACCUGCUGAAAUUUGACGCCUGCUACAUUGACUGGACUUUGCUUGGGCAAGGCUAUGUGAACAUGUCCAGAGCCCUGAACAGAACCGGAAGACCCAUUCUCUACUCUUGCGAGUGGCCUCUACAUGAAAGGCAAUUCCAAAAGCCCAACUACACUGCCAUUAGAGAGACGUGUAACCAGUGGCGCAACCAUCCAGAUGUUUAUGACUCAUGGAGCAGCAUCAAGGCCAUCUUGGACUGGACGGCAACUAAUCAGGCUGAGCUCGUCCCCUCAGCCGGUCCUGGGGGCUGGAAUGACCCAGAUAUGCUGGUGAUAGGGAACUUUGGCCUGAGCCCGGACCAGCAGGAGUCUCAGAUGGCACUCUGGGCCAUCAUGGCUGCGCCGCUCCUCAUGUCCAACGACCUGCGAGCCAUCUGUCCGCGCUCCAAGCGGCUGUUGCAGAACCGCCACAUCAUCGACAUAAGCCAGGACGCACUGGGCAAACAGGGGUACCGCACAGCCAAGGUGGAGGGAAUUGAAGUGUGGGAGAGGCCUCUGUCCAAUGGCAGGCUGGCCGUGGCUGUACUUAACAGACAGGAGAUCGGAGGUCCACGAACAUUCUCUUUGCAAGCAGCCCCCGCCUGGAAAAUGUGCAGGCCGCAGUGUGGGGUCACCCAGAUCCUGCCUUGGUAUGAGGAGAUUGGCUUUAAGACUGAACACCAAGUCAGUGUUAACCCUUCAGGGACUGCUCUCCUGAUUAUCACACCCAGCAGCCAGGCAAAGUUUAGAACUGAUGAGAUGCAUUGGUUGGAAAACGUGGACGUUCUAUAGCCAGGCAUGUGAUUUGAACUUAAUGCAUAGUCUAGAGCAAAGAGUACAAGAUCAAGGGUGAUGGGUCAAAUGCAGAGAAUAAUUUCGCCACACCUAGUGUGUGACAAUCAUUGGUACUUUAACUUUAACCAUUCUAUUAGCUAACUUCCUUUAUCUAAUUAGCCAUUUGUGAUUUAUAGCAUGGUAUAACAACUAUCAGUCAUGUUUAUGUUUCAAAAUGAUUCAACUAUUCAAUGUCAAAAUAUAAACAGUAGAAACGUCAGCUAAUCUCUUGUAAAACACCAAUGAAAAUGAAAUGUAGCAUUUAGACAGGCUAUACUGUAGCAAAAGUCAUCACGUGUGUGUUCUUAAAUGUGUAUUCCAUGUCUUACAUGGCGAGAGCAGUUUUGAUUUGGGCUUACAUGGUAAACAACUCAAAUGAAUGUUUUAUGCGGACGCAUACAUUUGUUCACGUGUGGCCAAGUAGACGCAUUGUGUGAAAAAUCUAAGGAAGAGAAUCCCUCGGCCGUCUUCUAGUUUUUUAAUAUAUAUAUAUCGCACGCUUUAAUAUUCUCUCCUCUUUUCUCGUCAUUUGUGAUGUGCACGCCUGUUGUAAUUUCCCUUCCUGGUUCGAUGUCCUGCCCUAUCUUGCCUCUGAUUGGCCUGUCCAUACUAUUUUGCCCUAAUCUUAGCCAAUCAUGACUCAUAGUAAACCCACCAACCAAUUAUGGAUUUUCGUAUACGUAAAGCAACCAAUCAUCAUCGUUUCCCUUAUAUUUUGUCCCCUGUCCGUGGAGUUGCUUCGCUACGUAGCUUCGAUUUUUAAGUUAAUUUUUUAUGGAAAACCGUAGUUUUUAACACUGGAUUAUCAAAAACCGUACUAUUACGAGAAAACGGUAGUUGUUGGCUGGUAUGGCAAAGAGACGGAUCAAGAUUUUAACACACAUUGUAGGUAGAAAAAAACAUUUUUUAAAUAUUUUUACAGAGAUGGAUUUCCGACGAGACGGAAAAAAUCACAUGCCUGUAUAGUCCGUAGGUACUUUUUAUUUCACGUAAGCGUACACAUUGGGUUAUUAGGAUUACUAAAGAGUGGUUUUCUUUGCAGGUGUACCAGUGAAGAGGCAUUGUAAAUUUGAACACGUUUAUUGAAAACGACGAAGAACCACAGCUUAGAACUGGAUGACCUGGCCCUGUUAAAAGAAAAAAAACAAUUGUUGAAAAGGCAGCACAAGCAAUAAAACAAGUUACACUUAAGUCUCUGCAAUCACAUGCCAUUUAAAAAAGGAAAUUGUGUGCAUAGUCUGCUGGAAAUACUUCUAUCGGACUCAAACCACCAAAGUCUUGUUGACAUCUGGACACUUAAGAUGUGCUUUAUUUACACGUUUAUUUUUAAAACCCUGGAUAAUUCAACUUUCACUUCCACUUUUCUUGUGACCUCUAUACUUCAAUUGUGUCAUUGUGCAAAUAAGUGAUUAAAGGCUUUUUAGAAAAUGCAUGUUAAUAACUAGGGCUGUGAAUCUUUGGGGACCUCGAUAUUUGUUUAUGAUUCAGUUGUAUAUCGUUAUUGUAUAUAAACAUAUAUUAUACCUUUAUUAAUAUGUAUUUGGGGCUCCUUUUUUGGCUGCUGACAUCCGCGGUAUAGUAAUUUCUGGUUUUCAGAUGUGUUGGCACAAAGCAUAGAUGGAAGACUAGAUACGUGAGCACUGUAGGAGCUUGCUAAACAACGUCCCUUACUUAGGGAGCAGGCAUCCUUGUUUUCAUUUUUGUGCCUUCUAAAACCACAGAAUGCUUAGACACUUUUGAUGGUCACUGUAAAUUUGCUGCUCAAAGAGCCGUGUCGUAUCUACAUUCUACCUUUUCAUAUUUAUGGCUGACAUUGUUCUCUCUGCUGACUUAAUCUAACAUUCACCGUAAAUUUUAGAUAUGAAGGUUUUUUUAACUGUUAUUGUUUUUAACUUAUUUGUCCUGUAUAGCACCUUGUGCACCAUUGUGAUGUUGGAAGGUGCUAUACAAAUAAACCUUGAUUGAUUAAUCUACUCACCAUUUCCUCUUAGCUGGGUACUUUGUGCUAAGGCGGUUCCAAAUAAACUUCUGUUAAGGUGUACAAAGUAUUCUUCCGUUUCAUUACUUUACAUUUCAACUUGCUUGGCGUUGCAAUUAGCAUAGCUUGUUCUCUCCUACUUCAUGCAUCUCUACCCUAGAGCUGAAUUUUAGAAAAGUCUACUACUUUAACAUACAAAAACAAAUCAGUAUUUACAUUUGUGUCCAUUGAUUCAGAAAUAUAUACUUCUGGUUGCGACA
This is a messenger RNA of Entelurus aequoreus (snake pipefish), 3637 nucleotides long. RefSeq names its product galactosidase, alpha (gene gla). Lineage: Eukaryota; Metazoa; Chordata; Actinopteri; Syngnathiformes; Syngnathidae. Bases 101 to 1357 code for a protein of 418 amino acids. Gene Ontology annotation, biological process: glycosylceramide catabolic process; oligosaccharide metabolic process; glycoside catabolic process. The transcript is spliced from 6 exons. The record is from RefSeq and is a predicted model, not a curated record. Gene Ontology annotation, cellular component: cytoplasm. Gene Ontology annotation, molecular function: alpha-galactosidase activity.